AUGAUGAUGACGGCGACCCCCACCAUGCCCGCGCCGCACAGCCUCCGCACCUUUGCUACGGCCGACUUUCAUCUUACGACUGUCCCGGGCCUGCUAUCGAUGGCAGAUAUGGACGACUCCUGCUGUGCGUUUGCUGAUGGUGGCCAGGAUUGGACCUACGGGGCAAUAGCGACGACUAAAACAGACAAAAAGAAGAAGAAAAUGGACGAGGUGAGGCCUAUGGGCUGCAAUAUACGAUUCAGCGCGCUGCAGCUGGACUACGAGGACUGUCAGAACGAGCUGCCGGAUCCCAUGUUUAACGUGACCACGGCGACUUUUAAAAAUAGCAUAUGGAAUAGAGCACAUUAUGGAAACCCAGACUUUCAUCCCGAGGAGUGGAACCCAAGCGACGACGGCGGCGGUCCGCACGCGAGGUUUGGUUCGCGUAGGAGACCACGCCCAAGUCUGAUGUAA
This is a messenger RNA of [Torrubiella] hemipterigena, 453 nucleotides long. The record is from the annotation of a GenBank genome assembly. NCBI's taxonomy places the organism in Eukaryota, Fungi, Ascomycota, Sordariomycetes, Hypocreales, Clavicipitaceae.